Molecule: messenger RNA, 2096 nt
Organism: Carica papaya (papaya)
Lineage: Eukaryota; Viridiplantae; Streptophyta; Magnoliopsida; Brassicales; Caricaceae
Source: RefSeq, a predicted model, not a curated record
ACGAAAUGGAGAAUAAAUCGGAACCAGAGGAACGAAGAACGACAUCGUCUCUCUUCCCUCUCUUCCCAGCUGGUGCUGAGGUCUCGGGUACUUCAAGCACUCUUCAAUGGCUUUCCAACACAAGCUUCACCACUGACCUCUCUGUCGUGGCCCAGGCAGUGAGGGAGCAUGAAGAAGAAGAAGAAGAAGAAGAAGAAAAAGAAGAAGAAAGAGGAGGAGAAGAACAGCAGAAUGAAGACUAUGAAGCUAAGUCUUCACGUUCCUACCAUUUUGUUGAAGAAUCCGUGGAAGGAGACGAGAAAUUUUCCGAUUCCGAUAGAGAUACUAUGAAGGAAAAGAGAGAGGAAAAGAAUAAGACCAAAAGGUCGAAGAGGAAGCGAUCCCGAGAGGGAGAUAGUGAAUUUUCUGAUUUUGGUUCGGGAAAAUCCAAUGUUAGGGCUCGGGUUGAUUCCCUUACUAAACCCGCAAAGGAUUAUUACUUCGAUACUCACCCUGAUCCAGACACUUUGGCUUUUGGCUCUCUUUACAGGAUGGAUAUACCCCGUUAUAAAAGUUGUAAUCCUAAGAAAUCACCCGGGUUUGAUUCCUUUUGGUUCUACCGGUGGAAUCAGAAGGGUCCUGCACUUGAUCAAGAUGGAGAUGCUAGUGCAUUGGACAACAAAACCAAAUCUGGUGGUCGGUACUGGUCUGCAAAAUAUGCUGCUCUGGAACGACAUAAGGACUUAAAACGUAUUCAUCAUAUUGCUCCAAGAAAGUCUGCAGCUAUGUCAUUGGAUGAUUUCAUUCCCUUGUCAGAUGAAGGUGCUGAUAACUGUUCCAUUUCUAAGCAUUCAGUGGUUGAAGAAUCUUGGGAAGACGAAGUGCUACGCAAAACACGGGAUUUUAAUAAAUUGACAAGAGAACAUCCUUGUGAUGAAAAAGUUUGGCUGGCCUUCGCGGAGUUCCAAGACAAAGUGGCAAGUAUGCAAACAAAAAAAGGUGCUCGCUUUCAGAUUCUAGAAAAGAAGAUUAGCAUACUUGAGAAGGCAGUGGAAAUUAACCCAGAUAAUGAGGAACUGUUGCUUUGUCUUCUUAAGGCAUAUCGAAACAGAGACAGUCCUGAUAUAUUAAUUGGUCGAUGGCAAAAGAUACUUAUGCAGCAUUCAGGGAAUUAUAAGUUGUGGCAAGAGUUUCUGCAUGUAGUUCAAGGGGAGUUCUCCAGAUUCAAGGUUUCAGAUGUGAGAAAAAUGUAUUCACACGCUAUCCAGGCUCUCUCUGCUGCCUGUGGCAAGCAGUCUAGGCAGGUUCACCAAUCUGUUAAAUCUUCAGAUCCUGAUGUUUCUCAGCUGGAACUUGGACUGGUUCAUAUAUUUAUCAGUCUCUGCAGGUUUGAGUGGCAAGCUGGUUACCAUGAAUUGGCCACUGCAUUGUUUCAGGCUGAAAUUGAGUUUAGUUUGUUUUGUCCUUCUUUACUAUUGACGGAGAGUAGUAAACAAAGACUAUUUGAGCACUUCUGGAAUAGCAAUGGUGCUAGAGUUGGAGAAGAAGGUGCCAUUGGUUGGUCAACUUGGUUGGAAAAAGAGGAAGAAAACAGGCAGAAGGUUAUGAAAGAAGCUGCUUCUCAUAAUAAUGAAGUAGGUGGUUGGAGUGGUUGGUCUGAGCCACUAUCAAAAAGUAUAGAAGCUAAACUAAAUCCAGGAGAGAUACCCAAGAGUGAUGUGACUGGUCAGGAUGUUGAAGAGGAAAUUGAGAAUGAAAAUGUCGAACAGGAAGAAGAUACCGAAGCUUUGCUGAAGAUGCUGGGAAUUGAUGUUGGUGCUGAUGUUUCAGGUGAAGUGAAUGAUACAUCAACCUGGGCCAGAUGGUCAGAAGAAGAGUCAUCAAGGGAUUGCUGCCAAUGGAUGCCCCUGCGCACAAAUACUGGCAGAAGCCUAGUCAAUUAGGAUACCUUUAAGAGAUGCUUGUCUGUUCUGGUCUGGGAUAUCCUGUGCUGAUGGAACGACUGAUAGAGAAGCAGAUGAUCAAUUUUUGAGAGUUGUAUUCUAUGAGGAUGUGAGUGAAUAUUUGUUCUCAUUAAGCUCAGGAGAGGCUCGAUUAUCCUUAGUAUACCAGUUCAU